UCCGACCCGUUGGAAAGAGAAGCACCUUCUAAAAUGGAGAUUCACCUUAAUGAUCAAAGCACACCCGUUGCCUCUAAAAGCACCUAUCAGCGGGUAGACCAAUAUGGAUUCGAGAGAUCAGAGGAACAUGAGUCCAAUGAGCAUUUAACGUUAACUGUUCUUACCAGAAGAUCAAAGAAGUGGUCUAAACUUUUGCAGGGCACUGGUAAUGUGGAGAAGACAAUGAAAGUGAAGCGGUAUGUGAGGAAGGGAGUUCCGUGUGAACAUCGGGCUCAGAUGUGGAUGGCAGCUAGUGGAGCCCAUGAUCAGAUGGGGAGAAAUCCAGGCCAUUAUCACUCUUUAUUAAACGCUCAACAUGAUCCUGAGGUAGAAGAUGCUGUACGUGCUGAUAUACACAGAACCUUCCCUGACAACACUCAGUUCCGUGACUCUUCCCAUCCAUGUUUACAAAAAGCCUUGUUUAAUGUACUUCUAGCAUAUGGACAUCACAAUAAGGAUGUUGGGUACUGUCAGGGAAUGAACUUUGUUGCUGGAUACCUCCUCAUUAUCACCAAAGAUGAGGAGAAGUCUUUCUGGUUAAUGGAUGCUUUACUUGGCAAGAUCCUGCCAGAUUAUUACACACGAAAUAUGCUGGGCCUUCAAAUGGAUCAAGAGGUGCUUGGAGAGCUUAUCAGGUUGAAAGUUCCUAACGUCUGGAAGGUUUUGAAUCAGCACAAUGUAAUGUGGACCCUGGUGGUCUCAAGAUGGUUCAUCUGCCUUUACAUCGACAUCCUUCCAGUCGAGACAGUGCUUAGAAUAUGGGACUGCCUGUUCUACGAGGGAUCCAAGAUCUUGUUCCGUGUGGCUUUGACACUAAUCCAUCACCACCAGAACCUCAUCUCUCAGGCUCAGAGUCUCCCGGAAAUAUGUGAACUAUUUAAACAGAUCACGCACGGAGUGUUUGUGGAGGACUGCCAUAGCUUCAUGCAGAAAAUCUUUAUGGAGCCAGGAGGUCUCUCUAUGGCAACAAUCAGUAAACUCAGGGAGGUGUGUAGAAAUCGCAUUAUAACUGCAAAGAAAAUCUGAUUCAGUAAACAUACAUCACUUGUAUGUAUAGUUCGAGACAGAUUUAGCUAAAUAUGACUAUUUGAGUUAAAAACUAUUAUUUAGAGUGUGGAAACAAUGUAAACCAAAAGUCAAUGCUUUGUGUAUGUUUAUGAAAAAUACAGUUUAUUAAGAGACCUUUUUUAGUUUUUCUGAAUUUACUAUUUAUAGGUAUGUGUUUAGGUAAAAUUAUCAUUUUUGUUUCAUUCUGUAAAAUACUAACAAUAUUGCUCCCAAAUUUCAAAUAAAAAGAUAGUUUCUAUUCACAUUUAUUUGCAGAAAAUGAAAACUGGAGAAACAGGUCAAAAUAACAGAAAAGAUGUUCUGUAUUUUUCAGACCUCAAAUACUGCAAAGAAAACAAGUUCAUAUUCACUUUUAAGAAAUACAACAGUAAUAUUUGUACACGUAUUUAGGAAAAAUUCAAAAACUACUUUAUUUAUGUGAUAACCUCGCAUUUUAUCAGUUUUCAUGCGUCUUGUCAUGCUGUCAGUAUUUCACAUUGCUGCUGGAUGAUUUUAUAUCACUCCUGAGGUUUGAUUUUGUUGAAAUUCAACAAGACACUGGACUGGAAUUGCCACAAUACAUCUAGAAAUGCUGAUUAAAUAAAAAUGUGGAAUGGUCUCUUAAUUUUCCACAGCUGUAUUUGUAAAGAUAAAGGUCAA
This is a messenger RNA of Triplophysa rosa, 1746 nucleotides long. RefSeq names its product growth hormone regulated TBC protein 1b (gene grtp1b). The coding region runs from base 34 to 1065 and encodes 343 amino acids. Lineage: Eukaryota; Metazoa; Chordata; Actinopteri; Cypriniformes; Nemacheilidae. The record is from RefSeq and is a predicted model, not a curated record. The transcript is spliced from 8 exons.